Molecule: messenger RNA, 1530 nt
Organism: Pochonia chlamydosporia 170
Lineage: Eukaryota; Fungi; Ascomycota; Sordariomycetes; Hypocreales; Clavicipitaceae
Product: cytochrome P450 alkane hydroxylase
Exons: 5
Coding region: 1-1530 (509 amino acids)
Molecular function (GO): iron ion binding; heme binding; oxidoreductase activity, acting on paired donors, with incorporation or reduction of molecular oxygen
Source: RefSeq, a predicted model, not a curated record
AUGCUCCAGGUGGCAUUUAACCCGUGGACAGCAGUGCUGGCGCUGCCUGCCCUUCUCAUCGUAUUGUGGAUAUUUCAGUUGAUUUAUAUCCCGCUUCGAAUGCGCAAAAGUCCCGGUGUCAAGGCACCCAUCUUGUCUAGCAAUCCCUUUGGAGUAUUCUAUGUGUUUUUCCAAUCUGCGUAUAUGCAGGCAAACAAUCGGAUGCUGGAGCAUUUCGACAACAUGUUUAGCCAAGGUGACCCGGAAAACCCGAAUGUCGUUGAGCUACAUUUUAGCCGACGCCGCAUUAUUAUUACUCGGGACCCUGAACACAUCAAAACUGUUCUUACCAGCAAGUUUACACAGUUUGGAAAAGGAGAGAUAGUCCAUUCCGCCGCUAGCCCAUUCCUUGGGGACUCCAUCUUCACGACUGACGGGCAGCUUUGGCAAAAAAGCCGCGCUCUCAUCAGACCAAUGUUCACAAAGGAACGCGUCCGGGAUAUCGACAUAUUUUCUCAAUGGACCGACGUGUUGAUAUCUAAACUUCCACCUUCUGGCCAGACUGUGGACAUUUGCGACUUGUUCUAUCGAAUGACUCUUGAUGUGUCGACCGACUUCCUUCUAGGACAGACUGUAGGCGCGUUGGACAACCCUAACAGUGUAUUUAGCCAGGCGUUUACGGAUGUGCAACGCAUGCAAAUGAUCCGGGUUAUCUUACAUCCAUUUCGACACCUGCUACCACUUCGCAAAUACUACGAUGGUAUCAAAGUAAUUGAGCAGUUCAUCACCCCAUAUAUAGAGUCAACGCUGCGUCUGCCCAUUGAGGAGCUCGAGCAGCUUUCCAAGUCUGACAAGGAGUUCACAUUCCUGCACAACAUUGCCUUGUUUUCGCGAGAUCCUCAGGUCAUCCGGGAUCAAAUUUUUGCUGUAUUGAUCGCUGGUCGAGAUACAACCGCGGCAACGCUCUCCUGGGCUAUGUACGAGCUUGCAAAUUAUCCCGACGUCUGGCAAAAGCUUCGUCAACAAGUUCUGGAACAAGUCGGCCCAACUCGAACUCCGUCCUACGAAGAUCUCAAAAACAUGACGUACUUGACUCAUACGAUCAACGAGACCUUGAGGCUGUACCCAGCAGUUCCUUACAACAUUCGCGGCUGCAUUGAGGACUCGACCCUGCCCGCGCCAGCAGGCCAGCCAGAUAUUGCCACAUCGACUGGCGAUCUUAUCAUUUACAGCACCAUGGCCAUGCAACGCCGACCGGAUCUCUACCCGCCCGCUUCGGAGACUUUUGCUGACCCUGCAAUCUUCAGCCCCGAUCGCUGGGAACACUGGACACCCAAGCCCUGGCAAUAUGUGCCUUUUAAUGGUGGUCCCAGAAUUUGCAUUGGCCAAAAUUUUGCAGUCACUGAGAUGGCCUUCACAAUGGUACGACUGCUGCAAAAGUAUGAACGCGUGGAAUAUCGUGGUGAUUGGAAAGCUCAGUUUCACAAAGCUGAGCUGGUUGGCUGUCCAGGACAAGGAGUGCCGGUGGCAUUGUACGAAGCGAAGCAGUAA